AUGCCUUUCUGCGGCGGCAAGAAGGUGAUGCAACGCAAGCUCGUCCUUCUGGGCGACGGCGCAUGCGGCAAGACUAGUCUUCUGAACGUCUUCACCCGCGGAUUCUUCCCGACCGUGUACGAGCCAACCGUAUUCGAGAACUAUGUCCACGAUAUCUUCGUCGACGGGAUUCACAUGGAGCUGUCGUUAUGGGACACGGCGGGACAAGAAGAAUUUGAUCGGUUACGAUCACUCUCCUACGAUGACACACAGGCCAUUAUGCUGUGCUUCAGUGUCGACAAUCCCGGAUCUCUAGAGAACGUGUCGACGAAAUGGAUAGCUGAAAUCAAUGAACACUGUCCCGGCGUUAAGAUCGUCUUAUGUGCUCUGAAAUGCGACCUGCGGGAAGAACACGAAAAAGAGGAUGACGAGGAGAACAACGAGCCUCCACGACCCAUGAUUCAGUAUAACGAGGGGUUGGAGGUCGCGAGGCGCAUCGGCGCUUUGAGAUAUCUCGAGUGCUCUGCGAUGCGAAACCGAGGCGUCAACGAAGCAUUUACAGAAGCCGCACGAGUCGCGCUACAGGUCAAGCCCGCUCGAUCAAAAGACGACUCUAAAUGCUCGGUUAUGUGA
Molecule: messenger RNA, 612 nt
Organism: Cladophialophora yegresii CBS 114405
Lineage: Eukaryota; Fungi; Ascomycota; Eurotiomycetes; Chaetothyriales; Herpotrichiellaceae
Product: GTP-binding protein RHO3
Exons: 3
Coding region: 1-612 (203 amino acids)
Biological process (GO): small GTPase-mediated signal transduction
Molecular function (GO): GTP binding; GTPase activity
Source: RefSeq, a predicted model, not a curated record